CGUCUCAGGGCUGCCAACUGCAGCUCCUCGGCGAGGUUGGUUCGAGGCGCGACCGCUAGGAGCACGCGAGGCGGACAGCAAGACGCAAGCCGUACCCGCGACACGCACCUGCAACCUGGUCAGCGCGGAGACGACUUUGUUUCGAACGGCGGGUUUGCUUUCGUUAUUGUUGUUGUUGCCUGCGCCGGUGCUGUCUUACGAAUUGCUUGUGGAGCUUAGCUGUCGGUGUGUUGUGUUCCGUGUUCACGUGGGUUGGUUUUACUUCCUUCUCUCCGAUCCGCUGUGCGUCGAUUAUCUCACGGGUGGAAAAAAAACUGAAGAAGGAAUUUGAAUCCAACAAUGACCUCGUCACAACCAUCGAGUCCGACGGACAGACAGAAGGCGAUGUUUAGCUGGAGCGCUAAUUUAGGGGAGGCGAACAGCGUCGCGGUGUCGCCCAGCCCGGACGUGGUGUCGGCGGACCGAGGCCACACGCUGCAGCCGCAGAUGUCGACGGUGUGGUCGCGGCGCCAGCACGCCGUGUGCGUGAGGCACGCCUUCAAGCACUACGGCUCCAAGAAGAACCCCAACCACGUGCUGGAGAACCUCAACAUGACCGUGGCCAAGGGCACCAUAUACGGCCUGCUGGGCGCCAGCGGCUGCGGCAAGACCACCCUGCUGAGCUGCAUCGUGGGUCGCCGCAGACUCAACACCGGGGAGAUACACGUGCUGGGCGGGAAGCCGGGCACCAGGGGCAGCGGCGUGCCGGGCAAGAGGGUCGGCUACAUGCCCCAGGAGAUCGCGCUGUACGGGGAGUUCUCCAUCAAGGAGACCAUGUGCUACUUCGGCUGGAUCUUCAGCAUGAGCACGCAGGAGAUCCUGGAGCGACUGCAGUUCCUGCUCAACUUCCUGGACCUCCCGGGCGAGAACCGCCUGGUGAAGAACCUCAGCGGCGGGCAGCAGCGACGCGUGUCCUUCGCCGUGGCGCUGAUGCACGACCCGGAGCUGCUGAUCCUGGACGAGCCCACUGUGGGCGUGGACCCGCUGCUGAGGCAGAGCAUCUGGAACCAUCUUGUCCAGAUAACCAAAGAUGGAAACAAGACAGUAAUCAUCACAACCCACUACAUUGAAGAGGCUCGCCAGGCCCACACGAUCGGGCUGAUGCGGAGUGGGCGCCUGCUGGCCGAGGAGUCCCCUCACGUGCUGCUGUCCAUGUACGGCUGCCAGUCGCUGGAGGAGGUCUUCCUGAAGCUCAGCAGGAAGCAGGGCAGCGGCGCCUCAGGCGUCCCCGAGCUCAACUUCUCCAACAACAUCUCCCUGGCGUCGCUGCACUGGGGCCGGAAGGGAGACCCGGUGUACGUGACGGAGGAGAGCGGCGUGGUCGGCCUCAACUUCCACCAGUCCAAGGAGGUUCUCAUCCAGGACAGCUCCAACGGCUCCGCCCACUUCGAGAUGAACGGCCGGGCGCACGGGCUGGACUCGCCGACGGUCGACUGCGACGAGUGCGCGGACUGUGACUGCUGCGACCUCACCACGCGCGGCAAGAUGCGCGCGCUGCUGCAGAAGAACUUCCUGCGCAUGUGGAGGAACGUGGGGGUGAUGCUGUUCAUCUUCGCGCUGCCGGUGAUGCAGGUGAUACUGUUCUGCCUGGCGAUCGGGCGGGACCCCACGGGGCUGCACGUGGCGAUAGUGAACCACGAGAUGAACUACACCGGGGAGCAGUGCCCCAUCAUGACCAACUGCACCUUCAAGCUGCUCAGCUGUCGCUACAUCCAGCACCUGAAGGAGGACACCAUCGUCAAGGACUACUACGACACGCCGGAGGACGCGCUGGACGCCGUGCGGUCGGGCAACGCGUGGGGCGCCCUCUACUUCACUGAGAACUUCACCGACGCGCUGGUGGCCCGCAUGGGGCUCGGGCAGUACGCGGACGAGGAGACCCUGGACCAGAGCGAGAUCCGCGUCUGGCUCGACAUGUCCAACCAACAAAUCGGCCUGAUGCUGAACAGGGAUCUCCAGUUCUCGUACCGAGACUUUGCGCAGACUCUGCUGGAGUCGUGUGGCUCGAAUCCCAAGCUCGCAGACAUCCCCAUCCAGUUCCAAGAUCCCAUCUACGGCAGCAACGAGCCGAGCUUCACCGACUUUGUCGCGCCGGGAGUCAUCUUGACGAUCGUGUUCUUCCUGGCCGUGGCCCUGACGUCGUCUGCGCUCAUCAUCGAGCGGACGGAGGGUCUCCUGGACAGGAGCUGGGUCGCAGGUGUGACUCCGUUCGAGAUCCUGUUCUCACACGUGAUCACGCAGUUCGUGGUGAUGUGCGGGCAGACGGCGCUGGUGCUCAUCUUCAUGAUCCUGGUGUUUGGCGUGGAGUGCAAGGGAGACAUCACGUCGGUGGUGAUCCUCACCAUCCUGCAGGGCCUGUGCGGGAUGUGCUUCGGUUUCGUCAUAUCGGCGAUUUGUGAGCUGGAAAGGAAUGCCAUUCAGCUUGCUCUCGGCAGCUUCUACCCCACUCUCCUCCUGAGUGGCGUGAUCUGGCCGGUGGAGGGGAUGCCGAUCGUGCUGCGCUACAUCAGCCUGGGGCUGCCGCUGACGCUGGCGACGUCCUCGCUGCGCAGCAUGCUGACGCGCGGCUGGACGAUAGUCGAGCCGGAGGUGUACCACGGCUUCAUCGCGACCAUCGUCUGGAUCGCCCUCUUCCUCACCAUCAGCAUGCUCGUGCUCAAGUUCAAGCGCGGCUAGAGGGCGGGGCGCGCGUCUCUCAGCCCCGAGCGCUUGCUGCCGUACGGCGAGGCCAACAUCGCUCAUCACACGCCCCUCCCGCCCACCCCAGCCCACUUGCCGCGUGCAAGCCGAACGCUCCCCAUCCGCUCCGAGAGCGCAGUCCCCAUUCCUGCAGGGACUCGCGUGUGGAACGGUGCGGCGACCCCACAUCGUUGUGCUCAAGACUGUCCGACAGAAGGCUUCGUGGCUUUAGAGUAGUAUGUUUGCGACGUGCCGUGAUAAGUCAGAACUGUGAUUCAGACUCUGUGUGCUAAUGAUUUCACUGAAGGCGUGCGUCAUGUCGCACUCGGAAUUCAGAAUGAAACAUCAUGGGUAAACCUUUCCGAGGCAAACUAUCGUCGUGAAAAUAAUUUUUUUUUGUUCUCUUGUUCAUGCGACAAUGAGGAGAAAGGUACACAACUUAAUAUAAUUAUUGUGUACAAAUUUUUCUUCAGUUAGAUGUGAAUACUUGAAAAAAAUUUAUUAUUUAUUUAGUAUUUUUUUUUUUUGGUAUUAGGCAAACAUCAAAAAACAAAAAAAAAUGUUUGAUACUAUUAAAAAAGUAAAGCUAAACAUCAUCGUAAUGCAAUAUUAUAUACUCAAUUUAAGUUUUUCCAGCAAUGAUACUUAAUUUUUUUUUAGCAAUGUAGGUGCUUAGUAUAUCAGAAGCAAAAAAAAAUAAAGUAUUUUCAAAUUAUUUUUAAAUUUGAAAUAUAAGAUUUUAUUUUGAUACAUAUUAUCUAAAGUUAUUCCAGAUAAAAAAAAUUACAAUGAAAAUAAAAUGAUACAGUUGAAUAAUUGUAAUAAUGCAUGCAAAAAGCUAUGUUUUAUUGUUUAUCACUGUAGCAAAUAAAUCAAGCUGAAUUCUAUCAGUAUCAAAUACUAAUGUUAGAGCAGAAGUAGUUUAUUUAAUAAAUGUUACCAAGUUCCUCAAACCGAAACAAAAACCAUUCAUUGUACCAAGUCAUAAGUUGUUAUAUAGCCAUUUUAAGUUCUAUGUUCUCACUUGAAAGUGAACUAUUUUUACUGAAUUACUGUCUUGUAUGGACAUAACAGUGGGAUAUUUUUUUU
Messenger RNA from Bacillus rossius redtenbacheri, 3807 nucleotides. Its product is annotated as ABC transporter G family member 20-like. Gene Ontology annotation, molecular function: ABC-type transporter activity; ATP binding; ATP hydrolysis activity. The record is from RefSeq and is a predicted model, not a curated record. The coding region runs from base 340 to 2715 and encodes 791 amino acids. Gene Ontology annotation, cellular component: membrane. The transcript has 17 exons. Lineage: Eukaryota; Metazoa; Arthropoda; Insecta; Phasmatodea; Bacillidae.